This is a messenger RNA of Kluyveromyces lactis, 1035 nucleotides long. It is a transcript of the gene PER1, whose product is annotated as Per1p. The coding region runs from base 1 to 1035 and encodes 344 amino acids. Gene Ontology annotation, cellular component: endoplasmic reticulum membrane. NCBI's taxonomy places the organism in Eukaryota, Fungi, Ascomycota, Saccharomycetes, Saccharomycetales, Saccharomycetaceae. The record is from RefSeq and is a predicted model, not a curated record. The transcript has a single exon. Gene Ontology annotation, biological process: GPI anchor biosynthetic process. Gene Ontology annotation, molecular function: hydrolase activity, acting on ester bonds.
AUGCUUAAUGCAACUAAGAGGUUAGCUUGUCUGUCAUUUUUCGUGUAUGUCUCACUAGCAUCGCCAGGAGAUAGACUACCGGAAUUUUCGGACUGUGUUAGGGCCUGUGAAGUGGUGCGUCAUUGUACAGAUCGGUUUGAAGAAGAUUCGUUUAAUCCCUUCAUCAAUGAGCAAUUUUCUGAACCAGCAUUAGUGUAUAAGGCUUUACUAUGGGAUUGCACCAGUGAUUGUGAUUAUCAAUGUCAACAGAAAAUAACUUUAGAUAGAGAGGAAAGGAACGAGGACAUCUACCAGUUCCAUGGAAAAUGGCCAUUCAAAAGAGUUCUUGGAAUGCAGGAAUUUUACUCCACAAUUUUUUCCAUUUGCAAUUUCGUUCCUCAUUAUAGAGGGUUCAAAUUAGCUAGAAAGUCUCUUGCGAAACUUCAAAAGACAAGCCAAAGAAGGGUACUAAUCCUGAACUACAUAUUCAUAUCAAUGGCCGGAAUGAUAGCAUGGAUAUGCAGUUCUAUUUUCCACACUAGGGAUUUAAUCAUCACAGAGAAACUGGAUUACGUAUUCGCAGGUGCCACCGUUUUGAGUGGAUUCCAUGGAGUAUUUUAUAGAGUCGCUAGACUCGAUUUACACCCUCGUGUCGGCGCACUUUUUUCCCUUAGUGUGUUUACAAUAUUCGUGGGGCAUCUUUUACGUUUGUACUUGAAUUGGUCGUACGCCUAUAACAUGAGAUUUAAUAUAUUCUUUGGCCUCCUGCAGUACAUUUUAUUGAUAACGUUGGCAAUUUUGAAUUAUCGGACGUUCUCUUCAAUAAGGCCCGAUUUGGUUCAUGAUCUCUCUGUCGUACCGGUCUUGCUUGUUGUAUUCACUGGUGUUGCAAUGUCAAGCGAAUUAUUUGAUUUUUUCAGCUACCGUUGGCAGAUUGAUUCACAUGCCAUAUGGCAUGCACUGACCAUUGUACCCUCGUUCUAUCUCUAUGAAUUCUUUUUGAAGGAUUACCAUGUCCUUGGAUCGAGAACAUCAACAAAUAUCAAAAACGUAUGA